Pangasianodon hypophthalmus (striped catfish) is the source of this 2199-nucleotide messenger RNA. It is a transcript of the gene pde6gb, whose product is annotated as phosphodiesterase 6G, cGMP-specific, rod, gamma, paralog b. Gene Ontology annotation, cellular component: photoreceptor outer segment membrane. The transcript has 4 exons. The coding region runs from base 207 to 470 and encodes 87 amino acids. The record is from RefSeq and is a predicted model, not a curated record. Gene Ontology annotation, biological process: positive regulation of G protein-coupled receptor signaling pathway; positive regulation of epidermal growth factor receptor signaling pathway; visual perception. Gene Ontology annotation, molecular function: 3',5'-cyclic-nucleotide phosphodiesterase activity; cGMP binding. NCBI's taxonomy places the organism in Eukaryota, Metazoa, Chordata, Actinopteri, Siluriformes, Pangasiidae.
UCAGUAGUGUCUUCCUGAGAAAGCCCAGCGUAGACACCCACUCCUCCAGCAGUGACGGAGACACAUACAACGAGCGGUGCUGCGCACAUCCAGCCUGGCAGCGUAAUAUCAGACUGAAGCUCUACAUCAGGGAGAGAGAAUACAGAGGGGGUUGAACACAAAACAACCACGAACCAUCAGUGGUUUCAUCAAAACAACCAACAGCUAUGAAUCUCGAGCCCCCUAAAUCCGAAUUUAAGUCGGCCACCCGGGUGACCGGAGGCCCAGCCACGCCACGCAAAGGCCCACCCAAAUUUAAACAGAGGCAGACUCGCCAGUUUAAGAGCAAACCACCAAAGAAGGGCAUCCAGGGAUUUGGAGACGAUAUUCCUGGUAUGGAAGGUUUAGGCACUGACAUCACAGUCAUCUGCCCUUGGGAGGCCUUCAGCCACUUGGAGCUGCACGAGCUGGCUCAAUACGGCAUCAUCUGAGUCCACCAUCUUCCCACCAUCCUCUUCACUUUCCCCUUCCAUUCUGCCUCCACCCUGGCCAUGGGCUCCUGUGGGUCCAUUUGCACACACACCUUAUCAUAGAACAUUGCAAAAAAUGGAAAAAUCAGAGCAAAAAACAAACAAACAAACAAACAAACAAACAAAAAACUUACCUAACUGUCCAGCUCAUGGUUUCUUUCUUUUCUGCUCAUAAAUUAACUCAGACCAACAUAAAUGUCUGUGAUUGACUUGUUGUCUGUCAGAUCGCAAUCUGUUAUAUUAGAGGUAUUCGUUUCAUUCUUUCUCCAUUCCCAUUUGAUCUCUUCUUUCAGUUCUCUAUCCUCCUUUCUUUUGGAACAGAACUUCAAACUUAAGCAAGCAAGACAGCCUCAAAGUGAGUAUAAGUGUUGCACCCGUGAAAUGCUCGGCUUCUCAUUUCACGUGUCCCAGCCCCUCUGGAGACAUCUUGGAGGUCUAUCUAUUUUUUUCUUUCUUUUUAUUUUUUAAAAAAAAGGUCAUACUCCUGUAGACAUGGGAUACCAGCUGACUGACAAAGAAUAAAUUUGCAUUAAAAAAACAAAGCAAAACAAAACAAAACAAAAACACUUCCACUAAUUUUGCUGAUAUACUGGCACUUUAUCCCUUGUCCUACUUUAUUAUUAAUCUUAUCAUACCUACUCCUGCACUCAGGCUUCAAAACGUGCUCAUUGUUAAGGUUAGGACUUCUCAGAAAAACAAACUGCCACUUUUUUGGCUGUCUUGCAAUCUCAGGACCACCUGAUGUGUCCACAGCUUGGUUUUUAUAGCAGGUUUAAGGAAAAUAAAGAAGCCAGAACAGCAAGUCAAAGACACAGUUAAAUGUGCUGCAUUAUUAAAACUUGUUUGAUUAAAGUUUAGUGCAUGGUUCAGGCGAUUACGAUUGGGAAAGUGUUAAAUCGGUAUGUUUUGUGUCUUCUUUAACUGCAUGCUUGAUCUGAUUAUUCAUUAUUCAGUAUCUUUCAUACUUACACGGCAUCAUUCAUUCUCACUGUGUCUGUCUGCUGUCUUUCUGUCUCCACUUUGCUGUUUCAAAUCCAUAGCCUAAUUUAAAUUCCAUCGAAUUCUUACUGAUUAUCUUUGCAUAUGUCAUGUGUAUAUUAAACCAUCAUAACCUGAUUUCAUUUGUACAUUCUGUAAAGUGAAUUGUUCCUUUCAUAGGUUUCCUUAUUCAUUAUACAGUCUUUAUACACUCUUUAUCUAUUGGAUGCUGCAUUGUGCUGUGCGGCGUGUGUGUGUGUGUGUGUUGUUGUGUGUUGAAUAGUCUCAUUUGAAAUAUUCUGCCUAAUUUCUUCAUUUAUUUACAGUGGCACACUGCUUAUCCUCCACGCAAUCCCUCACAGUACUCUUUAUACUGAACUGACUUGACAUGUUUUGCAUAAUCUCAAACAUUUAUAUCAACUCUCACCCAGUUUCCUCCUAAACUCUCUGAACUUGGAUGAUUUGAAGAUUGUAAGGGCGGUUUUGCAGCAUUUUACUCCCUGGAUCUGUUGGUAUGUUUGCACAAGAGAUGACAAAUGCAUAAAAUCUUUGACAGUUUACUCCAUGGCAUGACUGUCUGUAAUCAGUGACUGAAGUAACGGUGUUUCUGCUCUACAGGAUGAGAUCAAAAUAAAGCUUAAAAAAGGGGAAAAUAUUUCUUGGUUGUAACGAGUCCAGUUUUCCCUGAUGUUAAUACACAUAAUACACAUAU